Messenger RNA from Cottoperca gobio, 2030 nucleotides. RefSeq lists its product as uncharacterized. NCBI's taxonomy places the organism in Eukaryota, Metazoa, Chordata, Actinopteri, Perciformes, Bovichtidae. Bases 71 to 1702 code for a protein of 543 amino acids. The transcript has 6 exons. The record is from RefSeq and is a predicted model, not a curated record.
UAGAAGAGAGAGGAACUUCUAUAUUCAACAGAGUUCAACAUACAAACCAUCAACAUUACCUUCAUUCAACAUGCUGUCACUGCAUCAUUGUGUGUCUUCUCUCAUGUUUCUACUUCUUCUAAAAGGUGUCAGCUGUGAAGAAUUGACUGCUGACAAGAAAGAAGAGUACAGUUUAGAAGGCAGCUCUGUUACUCUCUCCUACAAAUACUCCAAACUGUCAUCUAGUGAUUAUUUCUUCUGGUAUCGACAAUAUCCAGCAAAACCACCAGAGUUCAUCAUCUCUCACUCUGCUUCAGGAGCAGUUGGAAAUUACCAAAUCCCUGGACUGAAGAUUGAAGUGGCGCAAAAGCAAAUCCUGAUGCAGAUCUCCUCUGCUGCAGUGACAGACUCUGCUGUGUACUACUGUGCUGUGGGGCCCACAGUGACAGGAAACACCAGAACACUACUGACUGACAUGAAUUAUUCUCAUUUUGCAGCCCUGGGCUCCAUGGACAGCAUAAAGCCAGAGAGUAGUGAAGAACAUGUUGCAGAGGGCAGAAACAUCAACCUGACCUGUAGAUAUGAGGGUACUAUCUACAGUAUCCAGUGGUACCGACAAUACCAGAGAUCCAGACCAGAGUUCCUGCUCUACAUCACAGAGGGAGGAUUGAUUCAUUCAACUGUUUCUGAUUUCUCAGCUCACAUUGACAAGACACAGAAACGUGUUGAUCUGGAGAUCAUCUCAGCUAAAGACUCUGCUGUGUACUACUGUGCUCUGCAGCCCACAGUGACAGGACACACCAGAACUCUGUACAAAACCUUUGGAGCAAAGACAACACAACAUGGCAGAUCUGAACUUCUUCCCUCCACUAGAGGGCCACCUUAUCAAGUAGGCGAGUGUAAAGGAGAAGACAAAGUGAACCAGCCAACAGGAGAUGUCAUCGCUGCUGAAGGACACACAGUUACACUUGGCUGCACAUUUGAGACCAGUGGCACAUAUGCCUAUCUGUUCUGGUACAAGCAAGAAGUAAAUGAUUUCCCAAAGUACAUUCUGAAGCGUUACUUAAAAACAGAAGAUAAUGCUGCCGAGUUCAAGAAAGACAGAUUUGAUGCUACAAUCAACAAGACAUCAGUUCCUCUGAAGAUCCAGAAGCUUCAGCUGUCUGACUCUGCUGUGUACUACUGUGCUCUGCAGCCCACAAACUGUAGAAGAGAGAGGAACUUCUAUAUUCAACAGAGUUCAACAUACAAACCAUCAACAUUACCUUCAUUCAACAUGCUGUCACUGCAUCAUUGUGUGUCUUCUCUCAUGUUUCUACUUCUUCUAAAAGGUGUCAGCUGUGACGUACUCACUCCAGUCAAAAGAGAAGGGUACAGUUUAGAAGGCAGCUCUGUUACUCUGUCCUACAAAUACUCCAAAGGUGCUACAGAUUAUUUCUUCUGGUAUCGACAAUAUCCAGGAAAACCACCAGAGUUCAUCAUCUCUCAUCUGGAAUCAGGAAAAAUACUAGCAAAUCCAGUUUCUGGACUAUCUGUUGAAGUGAGCGAGGAUAAAACCAGAAUGGAUCUGCAGAUCUCCUCUGCUGCAGUGACAGACUCUGCUGUGUACUACUGUGCUGUGAGGCCCACAGUGACAGGAAACACCAGAACCCUGUACACAAACCUUUGGAGCAAAGACAACACAAUACUCCACAUCAUCCACCAGAGGGAGUCACUCUGUUAAACUAUGAUACCAUUUUAACAAUGCAUUGAAUAUAUUUGAGUAACAUAUAAAAAAUCCGGAAAAAUAUGGAAGCUUGUGUGUUGGAAAAGACAGCAUGUAAAUAUAAAAUGAGAGGACCUAGGAUUGAACCCUGUGGUACACCACAAGAAAUCACAAGCUGACAGAACAGAGAAACCUAUUUUCUAAUGAAAAGAAGAAAAGCAUUAAACAUCUGAGCCUGUAAUACCAACAUGUUUAUGGAGAUACUUGAUUCAAAUUGUGUGAUUUGUCAAUAGUGUAGUUAAAUAUAACGGUAAAUAUAGUGACACAAUUUGACUAUAUGUAAUAA